AUGAACACCGCAAUUAGAGGGCUUCAACUUGAGUUCGAAAAAGCGAGUACAGAGCUCGACUUUAUUGAAACCAAGGUCAAAUUAGAAUUUGUUCGAAAAUAUGAAAUUGAACGUCAUGCACCAAUAAACCCAUAUAAGGCUUUAUCUAAAAUGAAAAAAUUAACAAAGGAUUUGGAACUGCUAAGAAUUGAAAGUGAUCGAGUAAUAGUUGCGAAACAGGAAUUUAUCCGCGAUAUGAACAAUUUAAUAGCGGUAAAUAUGGAAAUGUAUGACAAGAUACGACGUCAAGUUGGUUUACAGCCUGAUUUAAAAACUGAAUCUGCCUUAAAUAAUUAUAAUUUAGUAGCAAAUUCUUGGAAGGAAGAUAUGAAUGAUUAUAAAAAAACAGGAGUGGGAAUGAUAUUGGGAUAUUUCAUUCGGAAAUCUGGUGGAUAG
Messenger RNA from Funneliformis mosseae, 435 nucleotides. Lineage: Eukaryota; Fungi; Glomeromycota; Glomeromycetes; Glomerales; Glomeraceae. The record is from the annotation of a GenBank genome assembly.